Molecule: messenger RNA, 519 nt
Organism: Rhizoctonia solani
Lineage: Eukaryota; Fungi; Basidiomycota; Agaricomycetes; Cantharellales; Ceratobasidiaceae
Product: endoplasmic reticulum membrane protein
Exons: 5
Coding region: 1-519 (172 amino acids)
Biological process (GO): endoplasmic reticulum calcium ion homeostasis
Cellular component (GO): endoplasmic reticulum
Molecular function (GO): calcium ion binding
Source: RefSeq, a predicted model, not a curated record
AUGGCUGAAGUCGCGGAUAUCACUGAUGUCUUGCUCAAAUCGACCAAUGGACAGAAACUAGCGACAAUUUUGAACACUCCCGCUGUCGUGAAGCACUUUAGGUACCUUUUGAUCACGGAUCAGCCGUCCGAACGCCCAGAGUCUGGCCCCCUCCCCGCCAACCAACGGGAACGUCACUUGCUAUUGUCUCUCUCAGUGCCUGAACCUAAUGAAGCAAAAGACACUGUGGCACUUGUCAAGGAAGUGUUCGCUCUCGUCGACCUGAUUGAUCAAAAGCCUGGAUUCAAGGUCGAGACGUACAAAAAAUUGAAAAAGACUCGAGUUGAUCUGGACGUUGAGCUCGCCAAAGAAGCAGAGAAAGAGAAGCGAGACGAGGCCGAAGAAAAGAGAGCGGCCGAGAAGAGGAAAGCAGCAGAAGAGCGUCUCGCGCGGUUGAGUGCAGCGGAACAAAAGAAGUAUGAAGAACGUGAACGAAAAAAGGCAGCGAAGAAAGCUCAAGGUAAGAUGAUACGCAAGUAA